This is a messenger RNA of Mytilus californianus (California mussel), 1791 nucleotides long. RefSeq names its product endonuclease/exonuclease/phosphatase family domain-containing protein 1-like. Gene Ontology annotation, cellular component: plasma membrane. NCBI's taxonomy places the organism in Eukaryota, Metazoa, Mollusca, Bivalvia, Mytilida, Mytilidae. The transcript is spliced from 8 exons. Gene Ontology annotation, molecular function: catalytic activity. The coding region runs from base 249 to 1364 and encodes 371 amino acids. The record is from RefSeq and is a predicted model, not a curated record.
UUUAAACACCUUCCUGUUGAUAAACGAAAAGUCAGACUUACUUGUAGAUAGUACUACUUUCAUAUACAUGUAUAUAAAUCAUGAAAUUGUAUAUAAGGUUUGAGAAAAAAAUACUGUUUGGUAAAGUAACGUUAUAAAACGGAAUUUAUAAUGUUAUAAUAUUUAUUGAUUAAGGAUCGAUUUAACUGUGAUAUUUAUAGACGGAUUUCUCAUUGUUUUGAAAAAUUCAUUCAUUUUAUGGUUUAAACAUGGGAAUAGUGAAUAGUUGUUUUAAUUGUGAAAGUCAGUUUGGUGAAAUCGAAGAGAAGGAGGUGAAAAGUAACUACGAAAUAACUGAAACUACAUGUAUGAACAAACAUUUAUCUGAAUCCACGGAAAACAUAAUAAAUUUGUUAGAACCAAUAAUCACGAUCAUAAAAUCUUCCUCUCGACCGCAAGUGACACAGUUUAAUUUUAAACAUAAAAACAAAGGUGUAGUAAGAAUAGCUAGUUGGAAUGUGGAACGAUUCGACGAGGAAAAAGCUAAUAAUCCUGGAGUGAGAGAAGUUGUUUGUAUGACAAUUCUGGAAAAUGGGUUUGGUUUGGUAGCAUUUCAAGAGCUUGCAGAUAAAAUAGCAUUAGGAAAGAUAUGCGAGGAGCUAAAUACUCCAUCAUUGUCGUGUACAAAGAAAUGGCAUGGACAUCGUGGAGAAUGGAAGUUUGUGGUGUCUGAAGCCACUGGAAGGAUGUAUCGGAGUAAUGAAUAUAAUGGUUUCCUUUAUGACACUUCGCAAGGAAUAACCUUUAAUCAUUCUGAACUGCUGGAAAAGUCCAAAAAGGCACCGAAAGCAUUCACCAGGGCGCCAUUCAUUGGAACAUUUAAGAUUAAAAAAUUUGACUGUGUUAUAGUCAGUGUACAUCUAAAAGCGACCGGUUUAGGUAAUGAAGAUUUAAGCAGACUUCAAGAGGAGAUAGAUAAAGUACCUGAACUGAUUAAUGCCAUUGAACAGCGGUAUCCGGGAGAAGAAGAUAUUAUCAUACUGGGAGAUUUUAAUUUAGAUCCACAAAAGGAGGAUUUUGACAUUUUGCGGAAGAAAGAUUAUGACAAUUGCCUUCCAGUGGGUGAAUUUACGAACAUAAGCAACAACAACCCUAAAGGCAGCCAAAAGUAUGAUCAUAUUUGGAUAAGUAACGGCACCAGAAAGGCAUUUUCAGGUAAUUCCGGGGUAAUUAGAGUAAAUCUGACAAGUCCAUUGAUACCUAACGGAUGGUCAUGGGGAGGUGUUGUCAGUGACCACUGUCCGGUUUGGACAGAGCUAUGCACAGGGAAAGACUAUGACUCAGCAGAUCUAGAUGUUAUUCCAGAUACUAAUUUUACUCUUUGAUAUUUAAUUUGAAGCAUAAAAUUAUAUGACAGCAGAAGAAAAGGAUCAUAAGAAAUAGAGUAUUCACUUGAUUAAUACGCCCUCUGUGUGCAAUAUGGUAGAAAAAGGAUAAUUAUAAAUGAAUAAUUAUCUCAUAUUCAAAUAUAUAUCAAGCAUGUUGCAAUACAUUUCUAUUAUUACUCAUUCAAUUCAUUCAAACCACUGGACGUAUUCGUAGAGGGAAAAAAAUAUAUUUACUGGAAGACUGAGCAGUUUAAACAAUAUCUGUUCUUGAAGUAAUAAACAAAAGCAAUGACAUAUAUAUGUAUAUAUAGUGCUAGACAGAAAAGAAACAAUAAUCUACCUCGAAUAUAGUUUUAAUCUAAAUACAAUUGUGUUAUAUAUUAUUUUAUUACUGUAAUUUAUCAAAUAAAUUAUUACAAAUCCA